Molecule: messenger RNA, 2415 nt
Organism: Babesia sp. Xinjiang
Lineage: Eukaryota; Apicomplexa; Aconoidasida; Piroplasmida; Babesiidae
Product: Cell division control protein 48 -like protein E
Exons: 1
Coding region: 1-2415 (804 amino acids)
Biological process (GO): retrograde protein transport, ER to cytosol; autophagosome maturation; mitotic spindle disassembly
Cellular component (GO): cytosol; nucleus; VCP-NPL4-UFD1 AAA ATPase complex
Molecular function (GO): ATP hydrolysis activity; polyubiquitin modification-dependent protein binding; ATP binding
Source: RefSeq, a predicted model, not a curated record
AUGACAGUAAUGAAUGGAAACGACGCGGCCGAUAAGGCCAAAGGCAGCGAAAUGGUACCGGAAACAGAUGGACUCGAUGCUGCUAAAAAUAAGUAUCUUAAUCGGUUACUAGUGGAAGAUGCAAUUAAUGAUGAUAAUUCUGUAGUCGCAUUGCAUCCAAACCGUAUCGAAGCACUCGGACUAUUCAGAGGUGACACCGUCAUGCUGAAGGGUAAGAAACGACACACGACGGUUUGCAUUGUACUGGCCGAUAAGGACCUGGAUGAAGGAAAAGCUCGGAUUAACAAAAUUGUACGCAAAAACCUUAGGGUUAUGCUAGGAGAUUUCAUAAGAAUAUCACCAUGCUCAGACGUACCAUAUGGAAAGAAGAUACAGGUACUACCACUGGAUGACACCGUAGAAGGACUGUCGAGGGAUGCACUUUUCGAUGUAUACCUCAAACCCUACUUCCUUGAAACAUACAGACCUGUAAAAAAAGGGGACCUUUUCCUAGUCAGGGGAGCAUUCAAGGCAGUAGAGUUCAAAGUAGUUGAAGUCGAUCCAGGGGAAUACUGCAUUGUGGCACCCGAUACUAUCAUCUACCAUGAGGGCGAUCCUAUUAAGAGGGAUGAUGAAGAAAAACUCGAUGAUGUAGGGUACGACGAUAUAGGUGGAUGCAGAAGACAAAUGGCGCAAAUUAGGGAAAUGAUAGAACUGCCACUCAGACACCCGGGACUCUUCAAAACCCUUGGUGUUAAACCACCGAGGGGGGUGUUGCUAUACGGACCACCAGGAUCCGGAAAAACACUCAUCGCAAGGGCGGUUGCAAAUGAAACCGGCGCUUUCUUCUUCCUUAUCAAUGGACCCGAGGUCAUGAGCAAAAUGGCAGGUGAAGCAGAAUCUAACCUUAGAAGAGCUUUUGCGGAAGCAGAAAAAAAUGCACCAGCUAUCAUAUUCAUUGAUGAGGUCGAUUCGAUCGCACCAAAGAGAGAAAAAACAAACGGAGAAGUUGAAAGGAGGGUGGUGUCACAACUGCUCACACUCAUGGACGGAUUAAAGGGCAGAGGACAGGUCGUAGUUAUUGCAGCAACAAACAGGCAAAACUCUAUCGAUCCAGCUCUUAGACGUUUCGGAAGGUUCGACAAGGAAAUCGAUAUUGGUGUACCUGACGAUGCCGGAAGACUUGAAAUCCUUAAAAUCCAUACCAGAAAUAUGAAACUAGCACCUGAAGUCAAACUAGAAGAACUAGCAGCUAAUUCACAUGGUUUUGUAGGAGCCGAUCUUGCACAGCUGUGUACAGAAGCAGCUCUUGGGUGUAUCAGAGAAAAAAUGGGCGCUAUCGACCUUGAGGAGGACACAAUUGACACCGCAAUCCUAGAUUCCAUGGCUGUUACACAGGAACACUUUAAUGCCGCAAUAGCCACAUGCAACCCAUCAUCGUUACGUGAAACUGUAGUGGAAAUACCGAAUGUCAAGUGGGACGAUAUUGGAGGUUUGGAAUCAGUGAAGAACAGCUUGAGAGAAAUGAUCCUCUAUCCCAUUGAACACCCAGAAAAGUUUGAAAAAUUCGGUAUGUCACCAUCAAGGGGUGUAUUGUUCUACGGACCACCAGGUUGUGGUAAGACACUUCUUGCAAAAGCCGUGGCUUCCGAAUGCAGUGCUAAUUUCAUAUCUAUCAAGGGACCUGAACUAUUGACCAUGUGGUUCGGUGAAUCCGAGGCAAAUGUAAGGGAAGUAUUUGACAAAGCUAGGACAUCAGCACCAUGUGUACUUUUCUUCGAUGAACUUGACUCUAUUGGUGCUGCUAGGAGCGGCGGAGCAGGAGAAGGAACAGUGGCAGGUGAUCGUGUAAUGAACCAACUGCUAACGGAAAUCGAUGGUGUAUCCGCCAAGAAGAACAUAUUCUUCAUAGGAGCAACUAACAGACCCAACUUGCUGGAUGAGGCACUCCUGAGACCAGGAAGACUUGACCAACUGAUUUACAUACCUCUGCCAGAUCUGCCUGCCAGGGUCUCCAUUCUUAACGCUCUGCUACGCAAGUCGCCUGUUGCUGACAACGUGCCCAUCUCGUACCUUGCACAGAAAACUGCAGGCUUCUCCGGAGCGGAUCUAGCUGAAAUGUGCCAAAUCGCGGCAAGGUCUGCUAUCAGGGACGCAAUUGCCUAUGAAGAAAAACACGGAAAAAUUACAGACGAAAAUGCAGAAGGGUUCAAAUACGAAAUACAAAGGAAACACUUCCAAGAAGGCCUGGCUAACGCAAGACAUUCGGUUACUUCUACAGAUCUCGCCAAAUUCGACAACUUCAGGAACAAGUUCGACCCGUUAUACAAGACAAGAGGUGCAGCCGGAGAUGAAAUUGACAUCGACUGGCCUGAUGAGGACGAGCCUAACGCCAACAUGGACGUUGUCGAUGAUGACGACGAUUUGUACGCUUAA